Molecule: messenger RNA, 340 nt
Organism: Gongylonema pulchrum
Lineage: Eukaryota; Metazoa; Nematoda; Chromadorea; Rhabditida; Gongylonematidae
Source: the annotation of a GenBank genome assembly
GAUCGAUUUGCUCUCGCAUAUGCUAACGCUGAGCGGCAUUCAUCAUGGGUCCCGUUGUCUUGUCUUCGAGCAAUGUUUGGGUUUGUUGACGUGCGCUGCGCUGACACGUCUCGGUGGUUCCGGGGCUUGCAUCCAUUUGCAUCGGGGCAAUAUCGCCCAAUCACUACCAUGCAUUGAUAGUAUGGAUUUUGAUGAAACGAUAAUGGCAGUGUUUAUGCCUUUGCGUAUAUCGAGUCUGUUGAAAGGAUCAGUGGAUGAGAGUGGCGAUACUGGUACUGCUGCUAUUUCUGCUGCAUCUGUAGCUGAUUCAGGAGAUGAUGAAGGAAGCAGUGAACAGGCG